Molecule: messenger RNA, 2720 nt
Organism: Sardina pilchardus (European sardine)
Lineage: Eukaryota; Metazoa; Chordata; Actinopteri; Clupeiformes; Clupeidae
Gene: patl1
Product: PAT1 homolog 1, processing body mRNA decay factor
Exons: 18
Coding region: 98-2419 (773 amino acids)
Biological process (GO): deadenylation-dependent decapping of nuclear-transcribed mRNA; P-body assembly
Cellular component (GO): P-body
Molecular function (GO): RNA binding
Source: RefSeq, a predicted model, not a curated record
CAGCGCGUUCACGCCAACCACUUUGCUGCGUAAUUUGCGCGCCGCUCGCAGUUGAGACACAGGGUCUAGCUACCUUUCUCAGGCUCAGCGAGGAUACAUGUUCCGAUUUCAGUCUCUGGAUGAAGAUUGCACCCUGGAGGAGGAAGAGGAAGGGCAGGUAGAGGAGGAGGAUGACAUCGACCAGUUCAAUGAUGACACAUUUGGAGCCGGUGCUGUUGAUGAUGACUGGCAGGAGGAACAUGCUCGCCUGGCGGAGCUAGAUGAGCAGGUGCGAGAUGUGUUUGCCGGGGGCGAUGCAUCCAACGCCUCACUACCACCUCCUCCGGGCAGUGUCCCAUACCCCUCGUCUUUGCCCCGGCCCUCCGCCUCCACACUGCCUCCUCCAGGCUUGGAAGAGCGGGGUGGUGGGGAUCUGGCUGAAUCUCUGACCCGUCUACUCCUUGGGUCAGAUCCUGCCAUUGCUGGAGUGGGCGCUGCAGAACCGGAUCGCUCCCGCUUCCCGCCCAUGUCUCAUGCCCAGGUACCCCUCUCUGGGCUCCCAGCUCCACACCCCUCAUUGCUAAGCUACCAACAGCACCAACACCUCCUGCAUAGGGGGGGAACCCCCUUGCCACAGGUGAACUCUCACAGUAUAUGGGAGAACAGCAUGGGAUUUGGACCUGUGAGUGUUUCUCCCGGACUGGUCACGCACAUGGAGGACAGUCCACUGAUGUCCAUUAUUAAGGAGGUGGGGCUGCCCAAGAGACCUCCGCCCAUCAGAGGUGAGGAUGGCCUAGACUUGUCAGAAAGGGUGCCGCCACCCCGCUCAUCCUCACCAGUCAUCGGAAGCCCGCCUGUGAGGGCUGUGCCUAUUGGAACCCCUCCCAAACAGCCAAUGAGUCACGCCCUCAACCAGCAGAUCCAUUGCCCUACUGCGGUUCACGUACGAGCCCCAAUCCAGCACCGUUUCCCCCCUCCCUUCCCUGAGCGCCUCUCUCCUAACACCCUCCUCAACAUCGCUAUGGCCUCCACGUCUUUUCAGAACUCUCCCCUGUGUCGGCCUCCGUUUCCUGCUGGGGUGGGACCGGUUCUCUCUCAGAUCCAGCGGGCCCAAAUGCUCAACGCCCAGGUGGGCCCGUUUCCUCGAGGUGGACCCGCUCCUCCCAUGUUGCCAGGUGGUUUUAGACCGUUUUUCAGCCAGCCGCCUCCCCGAGUGGGACCUCAUAUCCCUCCUCCUAACCACAACCCCAUUCGGCACAACACUACACACCUCCACCCGCAGCACCGGCGGAUGCUUACGCAGAGGAUGCAGAGCAGGGGUGACCGUGGUGGUCGAGUAGGGGAUCGGCGUAGCAGGGACCCCUACAGUAACCUGAUGACCCAGAAGGAGAAGGAGUGGGUGGCGCGCAUUCAGAUGAUGCAGCUCCAGAGCACUGAUCCUUACCUGGAUGACUACUACUAUCAGAACUAUUAUGAGAAGAUGGAGAAGCGUCUGGAGAGGGACAAAGACUGUAUCAGGAAGGAGCCCACCACCAAACUAAUCACCCCUCAGGUGGCCAAACUGGAGCAGACAUACCGCCCAGUUCAGUUUGCUGGCUCCCUAGGAAAGCUCACCGUCUCUAGUGUGAACAAUCCCAGGAAGAUGAUUGAUGCAGUGGUGACCACUCGCACUGAUGAUGAGGAGAAGAGAGAAAAGCAGGUGUGGAACAAGAGGCGGCAGAUUCUCUACACUGUGGAAAAGAUGUACAGCCUGCUCCUGGAAGUCCAGGACUUUGAAAAGAAAUUCCUGCAGACUCCGGAGGAGCAGAGAGAGGCCCUGCUGGAGCAGCACAAGACCCACACGCUGCAGCUCUACAACUCGCUCAAAGAGAAGGAGUGGGAAGACAGAGUUAGUGAUGAACAGUGCCUCAUGAUCAUGUCCGUGAGGAAGGGCAAACGCCUCAUGUCUAGGCUCCUCCCCUUCCUGCCUCCUCCUCAAGCUGCUGCUGUUGUCAUGGGCAUCGCCCGAAAUCUGCCAGCCCUGGCAAAGAAAGACAAACAUGACCAGCAGGUCCUGUGCUGGUUAGUUGAGCCAGUCGCCGUCGUAAUCCAGUCCAUGUCCAGUUCCGCCCUCACAGACCUCCUGCAGGAGUUGCAAGGCAGCGAGGGUCAGCUUCCCAGAGUACUGCAAAAUAAGUUUGGCGUGACACUUCUCUACCUAAUUCUGAGUGAGGGAGAGAGAAUGCAGAGCUCAGAUCCCAACUGUCAGCUAAUGGAUGAUAAUCGAUGGACAGAGUUGGUGUUUUCGGUGACUAGAGAGCUGUUGAAAGUCCCCUCGUCAUCGCUCUCUCCUCCUCUCUUUACACCUCCCAACCUUCUCUCUCUAUUCUCUCGCUACGUAGACCGCCAGAGGCUGGAGCUGUUACAGGAGAAAUUACAGAUCACUGCAUUAUCCAGGUAGAAUUGACUUCGGGCGUCAAGAGUCCUUUAUUCAGAGGCUGACUGUUAGUGUCCAAGUGUUCAUGUGUGAAUGAGUGAGUUGCGUGGCAAAGGGAGGGAUUAGGGUUGAUUUUAAUCCAGCAGAAAACUAUUGUCACUUUCUUUUUUUCUUUGUGUUAAAAUAGGUGUGUGUCAGGAUGUAUGCGUGAGUGAGAGAUACAUGAAGGUUGAGUGAUGAAGUGAAAUCAGCAUUUUUAAAUCUUGUUAACAUUGAUGCCUGUGACAAAAACAUAAAAUUAAAAAAGUAUUUCUAUUGUUUAAAA